AUGGAGAAAACACGAGGAGGAGGGUGGGACAGCAGGUGCCUGGACGCGAAUGGGGCGAGAGGAACCGAGAGGCGCCGGAAGCUCGCCUAUGGCCGGCGGCGGGGGCCGCGGUUCCCAUGGAGACGAGCCCGCCCCCCCACUCCGCUGCCGGUGCCGCGGCCUGCAGCUCGCAGCGGGAGGACGCGCAGCUCUAGGAACAGUCACACAGAUCAUCAGCAUGAGGAGUAUGUGAACCUGGAAUAUCACAUAGAGAGAAAAAUCCAGGAACUGGAAGGAGAGCUUGCUUGUCAGAAACAGGUGAAGCUGCAGACGAGAGAACUGGAGGCCCUCAGAGAGACUGGAAUGCAAACACCAGAAUCACUGCAAACAACGGAAGUGUUUGAUUUGAGACUGGAGGAAGAAAAGCAGUUCAGCAAUUUUGUUGCUAUGCAUGAAGAACUAGCUCAUGCUGCCAAGGAAGAGGAUGGAAUGCCAGCUUCAGCGAAAGAGGCCCAAGUCAAACAAUUUAAAAAGUUGAAGCAGCAGAUUAGAGAACUGCAGACGAGGCAUAAAAGUCUGGAAAUUGAGCUAUGCAGAAGAGAAUGGAGUCACAGUGCUUGUUUAAGAGAAAAAGAUGCUCUUAUUAAAACGUAUAAACAACAACUGUCUCUAGCAGCUGAGCGAGAAUGGAUUCUGGAACAGAGUAAAAUGCAGUCGGAACUGAACUGGCAGCAGCUCUGUGAGAAUGCUGAAAGCAAUCAGUAUCAGAAAUCAGAAAAUCUAACACAAAGCCGGUCUUCAGCAAGAGAGCAGGUUGAAGAUGAUCUACAGAAAACAGACCAGAGGUUGCAUGAAGUGAAGUCUGUUCUUUCUGCUUUGACUGCUGGAAGAGAACAACAAGUCGUACAAACAUCAUUUAAUCAGGGUAUUUUACCUGAAGGGGAGAAACAGAUAUUUCACUAUGAUGAUAAAAGUUCUCUGAGCAAAGAUAUUCCUGCCUUGGAAAUAAAAAAGCUGCAGGAGCAGAAUGCCAACCUUCGGGCUGCUAUUGCACAAAUGAGGAAAGAAAUGGAGAGUCUCGAUGAGCAGAUGUUGUCCUCUCUUCCCCUGACAGAAAACAGACAGCCUGCAGAGCAAGGUUCAUUGCACAGAAACAAAAUUUCAACUGGAACCACUUUGGGCAAUAUCGAAGUCAGCUCGGCUAACUUGGAUUGUAUAGUAAACCCAGACAUAGGAAAGGGGCAAAAACCCAAAGUUGUUGAAGAAAAGAUGGUAGAUCUUGGACAACAGUUACGUGUUGUAGAUUCUGGUGUUGGUCGUCAGUAUGGUGUCAGCUGUACUCUACAAGGAAUGCAAAAUAAACUGAAGGAAGCAGCAAGAAAAAUCUCAGUUUUGAGCCAAGAGAAGCAGCAGCUGAUGGAAAUGGGAAACAGACUUAGGGCGGAACUCGGAGUGGUAGUAAAGGAAGGACUUUGGCAUCCUGAUAGCUUUAAGCGCUGCACAGUUUGUAUUGCCUCUGGUAGUCUUUUUCCAAAAGAACUUGUCAAAAGAACACAGUGUCAGCUAUCAGCUUUAAAGCAUCUACAGCACAGGCUUGCAACACAGGAGCUGUGGUAUGCAAAGCAACAGCAUCCCUCAAGGACCUCUUCUCUAUUUGCCUGUCCUAGCUUAAAGAAAGAAGAAGCUGCAAGCAGCUGUGGGGAAGAAACAGAAUUGCCAUCCACUGAGGUUCAGCUAGAUUUCUCUAUUGAAAAUCAUGGUCCAGUGCAACAAAAGGCAGAUGCAUCCUCAAAGAUCAUUCAAAGUCAGCCACUCAGGCAGAAUCCUGGUCAAGCCCAGCAGGUCCAGCUUUCCUCAUCUAGAGCACAUCAUUUCUGCCAAGGUAUUUGGCAAAAUUUAGAAAUGGGAUCAAGCCCUUCUGUUCUCAGUCCUCAAAAGAACACUGACCAAGUGGAGUUUGAAGUUAUACGUUCAACUGAGGAAUCUGAAGAAUCUCAGCAAAAUACCAAAGCCAAGGACAAGCUUGAAAUGCCAGCUGUGGAUUUGAGAGUCAGAGGAACGAGGCUGGAAGUUCAGCAGAAGUUAAAAUCCAGGAAUUUAUCUUGUACUCAUCCCAUAAAACUAAAAAUCUCUUCUAAUGUGGCAAAAAUCCGUAACUAUAAUAUCAAAGACUGAUUUCUUUGUUGGCAGCAAGUUCCAGGCCCACACUUGCUAUUAACUAACUUUGAAAUCUAUAAGCGAGAUGUAAAUACUGGCUUCAUUUGUGUAUGUCGAGCUGGGAUGUUUGCAGCCAGAAGAGAGAACAAAUGCCCUGCUUCCUACUGUGAACCCUAACAUGAAGGGUUAAUCUCUGAACAUUUUGAGAUUACAGUCUUCACUGUUAAUACUGAUUUAUUUUAAUUCUGUAUGUUAAAUAUUGCUUGCAUCAUGGAUUUAGAAAUGCCUGGUUGAUACAUCUGUAAAGCCUUGUGCCUUUAGGCAGGGCUUGCAGGUCUUUAGCAAAUAUUUUGUUGAGAAACUACAGAUGUGAUUUAAGGUCAGAAGUGGGAUGCCUCAACAUACUUGUUCUCUUAUAAUUAACAAUGCAACCGUUAAUCCUGUGCAGCUAUCUUUCUACUUGAAAGGGGUUUGAGAAGAUUACACCUGAAUCUGUGUUGUUUCUCAUCUUCUGUAGCUCUUUCCACUUGUUUAGGCAGCAUGAAAGAGUAUGAAAUUAAACUUCUGUUGUCACAGGGGUAAUUACAUUUUUCUUUAACACGGAUUGCAUAGACUUUAAAGUGGUGAAAAACAUGUUCAGUAGCAACACUUAGAAUCGUACAGAAGCAUUGUAAGAAAUCAGUCUUACGGCAGAUGAAACCAGAAUAAAACGUAACCGAGUUGCGAUGUGGCGAGGGGUAUCUGUGUAGUUACGAACACACCAGGACAUUGAAACAAGUAAUCAGUGUAUUUUUGUAACAUUUCCAGUAAUGCUGAGCUGUCUUGGGAUAUUACAGCGAUGACCUUUACUGUAGUAAAGGAAAUACACAUGAAAAACGCAAUAAAAACUUUUUUACUGUGAGGAUGGUCAAGCACUGGAACAGAAUGCUUCUCAGUUGCUGCUAAAAACAUAUAAAAUCCAAACAGGAUUAAUGAAGGAAGAGAGCUACUUACCCAUGAGCACUUUUCUUCUGCACUUUUCAGAAAUGCUUCCCUGGUACUCUUUGCAAACAGCUGCUCUCUUUGGCGUCUGACAAUGCGGUAGCGGUCAUUUUGAGAAUUUGAAUUUUUUUUUUUCUACUCCCUGCUGAAAAUGUUUUGCUUUAGUGCAAAACCGCUACAAUAAUCAGAUGCUGAGUCUGCAAUAAAUUUCAUCGAGGUGUUACCAAGCCAAUACGAGGCCUGGGAGACCUUGUGAGUUUCUUUCUAAAUCAUUUAAUUACUUGAAAAUCCUGCCAUUGGAUUCAACAUUUAACAUUGUUCAUGAGCCGGAACAACAUGAUGCAUUCCCUUGAACCAGGCCCUGAAUGAGCUCUUUCUGUAGCUCAAAGCAUAGUGGUUUCUAACAAGUGCAGGAAUUUUGGCCCAGAUCACACCAGUUACAGCUCUCACUGGUUAUUUCUAGAACACCAUGUGUAAAUUCCAGAGUUUGUAAUAGCUGUAGAUGACCCUCAAAAAUAUUUUUUUUAAAUUUCCAAUUGCAUGUUUAAUUCUGAACUGUGGAGAUGCACGGCAUUUCAGUGCCGUGAGAUUCUGUGCAUUUACAGGUGUUAAAAGCAGCAUGCCUUAAGAAAAAGAGCAGUUUGUCCCAUAAUCUCUGUAACACUGCGUCCAAGCCUGGAAAACCUAACUCUUUAUUCCUUACAUCGUGGAUAUAAGCUCGUGGGCUGCAGACUUCAGAAGUGCCUUUGUGUAGGUUUCUUCGCAGGUUUUUAGGGUUUUUUUUUUUCUUGUGUGAGGGGGUUGGAGUUUUUUUUGUGGUUCGGUUCCCCCCGGCUCCCGGUAUGUCACCCGGCAUGCCUGGUCAUGCAGACCUCUUGCCAGAAAUGCAACUUUAAUUUAUUCAGUUUCCCUGAGAAACAGGUUUCCUUAAGGGAACUCUAGGCAAGGGAAGACGAUAGCCCUUCAUUGUUUUGAUUUACUUGUGACAGAAAAGAAGGAGUUCAACGAUUGUACAUUUGUUUCAGAGUAACUAUGAGAACGUAGCAUGCAAGUAUGCUGAAAAUUAACAAAGUAUGCAUAACAACAAUAAAUAACA
Messenger RNA from Phalacrocorax carbo (great cormorant), 4213 nucleotides. NCBI's taxonomy places the organism in Eukaryota, Metazoa, Chordata, Aves, Suliformes, Phalacrocoracidae. The record is from RefSeq and is a predicted model, not a curated record.